AUGAGCGACGCUGCAGCAACUACUCUAACUACCAUAUCAGCAGUGCAGUCAGCACUGACUGUAUUAUCUGCAUUGCAGUUGACGGCCUUCCGCUACCCAUCCAAUUGUUCCCUAACAAAUGCUUCUUCUUAUGACUUCAUUGUUGUUGGCGGUGGCAGCGCUGGGUCAGUACUUGCCUACCGACUCUCAGCUAAUACCAGCCACAAAGUCCUGUUAAUCGAAGAAGGCUCGUACCCACCUCUUGAAACCGAAUUUCCGCUACUGUUCACGCCGAUACCAAAAACUUCUGUUGACUACGACACAUCUUCUGUAAACGAUGGGUAUGCUAACCAGAAUCUGCAAGACCAAAUUAUUAGUCUAACUCAGGGAAAAAUGCUUGGUGGCAGCAGCAGCCUCAACCAUAUGAUACACGUACAAGGAGAUCCCCAUGACUACAAUCAGUGGGCAUCCAUUCUAGGGGAUGAUUCCUGGAACUAUGAAAAUGUUCUACAAUACUUCAAGAAAUUAGAAAACUUGACUGACGUAGAUUUGCUUGCAACAUCCUUCGCUGACCUCCAUGGUACUGACGGUAUGAUAAAAAUUGCAAGAGAACCAUCAUCUACAAGUGCUAAAUACUUAGAAGCCUUUGCAGAGCUUGGAAUCCCAACAGUUGACGAUACAACAUCUAAAACUUCAUCAAUUGGUGCCGCCGAUCCUUUGUACGCUAUUGGUGACAAUUUAAGACAGAGUAACGCUCUUGCUUACUUGGCUCGUGCUAAGUCUUUUGAUAAUCUAUGUGUUGCACUAUCUACCAAAGCACAAAAGAUUUUAUUCGACGGUACCACUGCUACUGGUGUUCAAGUUACUACAUCCAGUGGUGAAUCUCUUGUAUUAUACGCAAACAAGGAAGUAAUUGUAUCUGCCGGUGCGAUACACUCCCCUCAAUUGUUGAUGGUAUCCGGUAUUGGACCUAAAUCACAUCUGGAAUCGUUUGACAUUUCAGUAGUAGCUGAUUUACCUGUCGGUCAAAACUUAAUGGACCAUCCAUCAGCCGUACUCUUGAUUCAAAUGGAAGCUAGCACUGAAACUACUCCAGCAGCUAAUCCAUACGUAUUCCCUGUACCAACUACCACUUUCUAUGCUGCUAUUGAUUCAACUCAGACUUACCCAGAUUAUCAGACUAUUAAUCUUGUAUUCCCUCACGACUCUGGCGCCAUGAUGCAACUUUGCACUAACGUUUUUAAAUACUCUAACGAUAUAUGCAACAAAUUCUACGAAGCUAACGUGGGCCGAUCUGUACUGUUCGUAGUACAUAACUUGAUGAUGCCAAACUCACGUGGUAACGUAAGUCUUGCUAGUGCUGAUAUUUCCGAGGAGCCGUUAGUAUACACUGGUACAUACAGUAACAGUACUGAUUUGGACUUGAUGAUCGAAUGCCUGGAAGAUUUUGCAGCAGUAUUAAAUACAACAUACUUCAAGAGCGUUGAUGCGACACUAGUUGAUACUGGGCUUUGCACUGGUAAAACAGGCACAGAGUUCUGGAAUUGUUACGCCUUGGGAAUGUCAUCUACUAUGUGGCAUUAUGCAGGUACUUGUGCUAUGGGAUCAGUUGUAGACAGCACACUUAAAGUGAAGGGCAUAAGUGGCUUGCGAGUUGCUGAUGCUAGUGUUAUGCCUACUGAAGUCAGUGGUAACAUAAACGCUGCAGUCACAAUGAUUGGUGAGAAAGCUGCCGCUCAUAUUCUUGCCGAUUACUAGAUCACAAUAGUUUCGAUACUAUAGGUACUGUGUACUAUUCAAUUUACUUUUGAUUUGUUAUUACUAAUUCAUUCAUUCUGUGGUACUUUUCAUUUGAUGCUAAUAACGAUUCCUACAAAAUAUUUUAUUUGUAACUGCUAC
This is a messenger RNA of Spodoptera litura, 1878 nucleotides long. Its product is annotated as ecdysone oxidase-like. Lineage: Eukaryota; Metazoa; Arthropoda; Insecta; Lepidoptera; Noctuidae. The record is from RefSeq and is a predicted model, not a curated record. Gene Ontology annotation, molecular function: oxidoreductase activity, acting on CH-OH group of donors; flavin adenine dinucleotide binding.